GGAAUUAGCAGCGGGAAAGUAGAAAUUAACACUGCGAGUUGAGGAAUUCUAUCUAGGACUCGCUAGUAAAUGGUCUCCCCGUAUGGGUACUCCGUCACACAGCAGGCCCUCCACAAAGACUCAAAUACAUCUAACGUUAACAUCUGUCAAAUGUAACAGGCUAUGUUUGCCAUGGGGGUGUUCAAAUCCGACUGAAGUCGACGGGAUGUCUUGAAUAGUGUGUAAACAUGACGAAUUUGCGAAAUCAUGGAGGGAGACGGUUCAACCACCGAUGCCUCUCAGUUGGGCAUGCCAGGGGAGUACAUGGCAGGAAGCCACUACGUCCUUCAGUCACAGGAUGAUGACUGUGAUGACAGCCUGCAUGACCAUGAGGAAGGCAACGGCAGCAAGGAAAACUUCCGCGAGCAGGACAUCUACCUCCCCAUCGCUAACGUGGCUCGCAUCAUGAAGAACGCUGUUCCACAGACAGGAAAGAUAGCGAAAGAUGCCAAGGAGUGUGUUCAGGAGUGUGUGAGCGAGUUCAUCAGCUUCAUCACGUCGGAGGCCAGUGAGCGCUGUCAUCAAGAGAAAAGGAAGACCAUCAAUGGAGAGGACAUCCUGUUUGCCAUGUCCACCCUGGGCUUCGACAUGUACGUGGAGCCACUCAAACUCUACCUACAGAAGUUCCGAGAGGUGAGAGGAAGUCUGUGUGCGCCAAGUGCCAUAGCUCAUGCCAUGCUCUCCAGACUGGCAAUGAAAGGGGAGAAGGGAAUCGGCGGCAUAUCUGUAACAGAGGGACUCGGAGAAGAACUCACAGACGACAGCUUCGCGAACCAGUUGCCUGCAGGAAUAAUAACUGCUGAUGGACAACAACAGAAUGUCAUGGUUUACACCACCUCAUACCAACAGAUUCCCGGAGUGCAGCAGAUCCAGUUCUCUUGAGUAGGUUCCGGAAUUCCCCGUUUGCAAUCGGAACACGUUUGAAAUGGGGAAGAGAUUACAGCAUUACUGUACACUCAGGUCAAAAGAUAGUGGUGGGAAGAUGGAAAGAGAGGGGAGUGUAUGCAGAACUUGCAUAGGUGGGUUUGAAUCAGAAUCAGUUUUAUGUUCUGGUCACGAUAAAUAACUGAAUAGGAGACGAUCUGGAGACAAGUUAUUUGGCUUUUUUUGUUAAUUGAAGAUUUUCAGAGUCACUUUAUUUGGAUAGUCUGUAUUGUCCAUCUGCAUAUGCUCUACAGCAGGGAAGGCAUUUGAAAUUAUUUCAGUUUUCAAAUAAUAUCUGGAUAGCCUAAAUAAAUAUGCUUAAAGAAAAAUAUAUUUUAAAACUUCAAUGGAGACUUACUCGUGCGACUCGAGAGCCUGUUGGGGCGGCAAGGGCUGGUGUGUGUUUGUGGCAGUCUGUGUGGCACGCCGGGAGAGCGAGAGUAGCCAAACAGACUGACGCAGGUUAGAUAACCUAUGGCAGCAACAUGCUUGUCUAUCAUACUAUCUGGUAGUGCCUGUCUUGAAUCCAUAAUCCAAGUAGCAAAGCUAAUUCUCGACAACUCCUUUCAGAUUCCACAGCCUACCUGAUGGUUGCUCGUUGUAGCGGACUCUUCAUUUAGCCAACUUAAUUCCGUGAUGUUAAUUCCAUUUUGCAUUGAUUAUAAAACUCCCACUUCUCUUGCUACACAGAGCCUCUGACUGUAGCGCCUCUUUGAUUGACCAACAACAAUAACAACAAGCUUCACGUUGGCUACCAGUGUGUCUUUUUUAUGGGAUGCACUAUUAACUGUCAUAAAACGUGUUUAUUAAAAUCCUUGUAGGCUAUGUAACAAUGUUCAUUUUAGACCAAACCUUUAACUUUUGUUGUGCCGAUUUUCUUUAUCAAAAAUUAAUACUUUCAAAGUAAUCAAAUUCUAACGUCCGUUCAGUUAUUGGAAUAACCGUGUCCAUCACUAUACUACAGAGGGUAACAACACACAUGGUUGAUAAGUAACAGCUUGCAAAGGUAAGGGUUAAGAUUAGGGUUAGUAGAUAUUUGAAAUGUUACUGAUAGUCUCUAGAGCAUCUACAGAUGGACUAUCCAAAUAAAGUGUUACCCUUUUUUCCCCCUCCAUGUUGUCUAUCACUACAAUCUUUGUUUUAUGAGGGGGACGGAAUGGGGGGAUGAACAUAAGCUGAAAUGUCUGUCUAGGGAAUUGGUGACCUCUUUGACAACCUUGUAAAGCAAUAAAAACGAAAGUAGUUGAAUGUUGACAUCUGUACUCUAAACUCUGUUGUAAACAAUUGUAAGUGGCAUGCAAUUAUUUAACUAUUUUAUAAUUUCUGUAAAGUUAUUCUGUUGGUCCUUUUAAUAAAAAUGUAAGCGUGA
Messenger RNA from Oncorhynchus masou masou (cherry salmon), 2332 nucleotides. It is a transcript of the gene nfybb, whose product is annotated as nuclear transcription factor Y, beta b. The record is from RefSeq and is a predicted model, not a curated record. The transcript is spliced from 7 exons. The coding region runs from base 247 to 921 and encodes 224 amino acids. Gene Ontology annotation, biological process: regulation of transcription by RNA polymerase II. Gene Ontology annotation, cellular component: nucleus; CCAAT-binding factor complex. Lineage: Eukaryota; Metazoa; Chordata; Actinopteri; Salmoniformes; Salmonidae. Gene Ontology annotation, molecular function: protein heterodimerization activity; RNA polymerase II cis-regulatory region sequence-specific DNA binding; DNA-binding transcription activator activity, RNA polymerase II-specific.